Molecule: messenger RNA, 230 nt
Organism: Clunio marinus
Lineage: Eukaryota; Metazoa; Arthropoda; Insecta; Diptera; Chironomidae
Source: the annotation of a GenBank genome assembly
AAAUUCUCAUUUUCAACUCUUUUCAGAUUCCUUUGCAUUUGUUGUUUGUACGGAGUGCGGUUUUUUUAGAGAAGAAAAUGCAGGAGCCACCAUAACGAUUUUCUCAAGAACACCUUAUCCUGAUUGCAAUGAACUCGAUCCAUUAUUGGAAAUAAUUGAAAAUUGUGGAAUUCCUUUGUCAAGAUUGAUUAAAGUCGACCAAUCCAAUUGUGACAAUAAAUGUAGAAUUU